GCCGAGGGUUCAGCUCAGUUCUUGAACGACUGCUGGCCGUGUUGGUAGCAAAACGCGGAACGCCACUUGAAACGUGUUAAACGCCGGAGACGAGUGUCGGAGGCGGCAGACGACGCGUUUGCUUUGGAAAGACGUUACUUUGUUCGGUUUAUGGACAUUUUUGUGAAAUGCAAAACAAAGUUCAAAGCCAAAAGCAAGUCACAUUCACACACACGCACACAAAAGUCAACGGAGAGAAAUUUAAUUUUUGAAUGCGAUUUGGAAAUUAAUUGGCAAGAAAAAGGCAUAAGUGAUGGCAAAUUAAGCGGGCUCUACUAUAAAGAAAUCGCUUCAAGAAACAAGUUUAAAGGUGCAACAACAACAACAACAACAACAACAAAUGAAACGAAACUAAUAAUUUAAUUGAAAUCAAUACAAAGUGCAUACAAAAAUUGUGUAUAAGCAAAUAGAAAACAAAAUCUACACAGAAAAUAUAAAUCAAACAAGGCGUUUAAUAGGACGUAAAGUCUUCAAAGAGCUCAACGGCAAUUCUCUGCGUGGACAAGGAAGCUCGUGUCUGAAGCGCUUUUUUAGAGCCAAGCCAUGAGGUUGACGUUGCCCCGUGCCUGAUACCAAGCCAGCUAUAGCCAGCAGCAAACCCUUAGCCCCAAGACCAACAAUAUGUUCAGUCUGUUGAGCAGCUCCCAGAUCUAUGGCCUGCCGCAAGCAACAACAACAACGGACCAAACAACAUCCCCGGACGAGAACAGUGGCCAGAAGAAGAGCAACAGCCUGCCCCAUAAGAAUCACAAGCCACAGCAAGCAGCAGCCGCACAUCGGCGAUCGACGAGCAGCCUCAGCGACACGGGCGGAAAAUUCUUUGCCAAUUUGAGCGCCAAAUCUCCCAGUCAGUUCAUUGAAAAGUUUAUCAGAAGCGAGCUCCUCAACGGUUACGAUACGCUCAAGUGCCAGGCCGGCGGCGGCGGCGGUGGCAAGUCCCCGACAGAGAAGGACAAGGAGAACAGCGCACUUUACACAAAUCUGCAAACGGAUUGGGGUAGCUUCAAUUGCCUGCAGGGCAGCUAUCGCAGUCACGGCGACGGCGAGUUUUAUGAGGCCGUGCAGCUCAAAUCCCCCAGCUCCAACAACAACAACAACAACAACAACAGCGAAGUGACAAUGCGUUCCAAGUCGACGACGGGCGCAGCCACGCUGCAGCAUUAUCAGAAACUGCCGGAGCCAAGUUUGGAUUCGCAUUUCAACACACAGGCAGCAGGACAUACGCCUGCCUACAAGAAACUCGGAUUCGGAGCAAGACUGCAAAAGCAGAGUGCAGAGCAUAACUCAGACAAUUCGCAAUCCUCGAGAAACACACACAGCAGCAGCAGCAGCAGCGAGGUGCAACGCAGCUCCUCCGGCUCCAGUUCAUCGGGUGCGCCAGUAGCCACUGGGGCCAAUUCACCCGAUCGCCUACAGCGUCGCCGGCUUUUGCAAAUGAUCUCCAACUACGAUCAGCAGAACAAGCAGCUGCAUCGCGAACUGGCCAAGGAGAAACGCCGGCGCACCGAGGAGCUAGCCUGUGUGGUCAAGUCCCUGAUCUGCUUUGAGUCCAAGCUAAAGAAUGACAUGAAGACGGUCAAUCAGCGUCUGCUGGAUCGGGAUGCCGAAAUCUGUCGCCUCUUGCGCCAGAAUCGUGCGCUGCGCAAGCGUCUGGUUGAUCAUCAGCGGGAUGAGGGCAUGGUCGCCGACCAAGAGACCAAUGCCGACGAGGAGGAGCAUGUGGAGGAAUGCUUAGUGCUCGAGGCUUUGCAAUGCAACAAUUGCCGCAAGCAAUUCUAUGACAUUGAGCUGAGAGCCUGCGGCACACAGACCUGUGGCAAGGAACUGGGCGUCAGCGCCAAAGCUGAGCACGGCUCUUCCAGCGAUGACACUGUCUCAUCGUCGUUUUAUGGCGCCAGGCGCAGUGUGCGCUACACGAGCAAACGAACGGCGGGCACGUUUAGGGAUUACAUGCGCUCCCGGGCGAUGCACAUUGAUGAUGCGGCACUGGAGCAGCAGUCGGAGGAGAAUACGAGCAGCAUCAGUCGUGAGGACUCGCAAACCAGCUACGAGCAGCUGCAUAAUUAUGCCAGAGCCAUGGAACGUAUGCACGGCGUGAAAGCAACGCUCCAGGAUGGCGACUAUUCCGAGCACAGCAGCCUGGAGCUGGAGCAGCAGCAGCAGCAGCAGCAACGAAGGCGCAACAGUUCCGCCUCCAGUCGCAGCAGCAAGACGGCCUCCUCGGUGGCCGCACAGUUGGAGGAGGACGAUGGCAUCUUUUCGCCCACGCAGGAUGAUGAGGAUUUCGAUGAACUAGAUCCGGAGCAGGAGCAACAGCUUAUGUCACGUGGCGCUAUCAAAAUAGUGCAGCGACGCUGUGCGGAUUUCUCCGAGGCGUCACCCAAACAAAUCUAUGAGACGACCACAGACGAUUGGUAUGCCAGCGCCUCGGACCAGGAGGAGCUGAGCACAGCGCCGGCGGUGUCCAAACCAUAUGGCCAGGGCGCCGUUAAUCCCGUGCUGGAAUGCGUCAAUCAAAUACUGCUGCAACAGUCCAUGGAGGAGACAUUACGAGAGCCCACCACGCCCAAGUCGGCCCUGGCGCCCAAGGCCGCAGCCAAUCUGCCGCGACGCAGCUCGCUGAGCGGUCGCAGCGGCGCGAAUGGACGCAAGCGGGUGCAUUUUUCCACCAAGAACAGCAUGGUGCAUGUGCCCCGACACGAGGAUGAGGAGGAACAACAAAACGACGAACUGAUCUCACACUAUCAUCCAAUGGCAGCGGCAGCACCCGCUGCACCCGGUGAUACCCUUAACUACGAGAGCAUCUACAGCAAUGAGUACGAGCCGAUUGGUUCCGAGCGCGCCUCGAAUCUCUAUGUGGACAUGGCGGCCGCGUCAGCGGAUACCAAUGCCAGCAGCGCAAAGACGCCACAGAAAUUGCCACCCGCACUGCCGCCGAAGCCGGCGAAUCUGCUCAAGUUCAAAAAGUCGCUGCAUCAGCUGGAGGAGCAGCUGGAGGACGAGGGCGAUUGUGCAGUAUCAACGACAACGACAACGACCAGCGAGCCGGACUACUGUUCCAUAGCCGAGGUGGGCGUGACGAGCGUACAAAUUGUCGCCGAUGUGCAUAAGGCGCCCGAAUCGACCGAAUCGCCAACAGAACCGGCACGGGAACUGGAACUGGAACAGGAUGAUGAUGCCUGCUCGGCGACCGCCUCGCACAAGACUGAGGAAAUCGAAGAGAUUUUCGCCGACAUACCAAAGCUACCAAAUGUGGCGGCCAUCAUAGCGCCCAAGCAAUCCGCCGAUUAUCUGCUGAUGGCGCCCAAAACGCUGCGCCUCCAGCUGCCGCCCAGCACGACCAAUGCACAGACCAUGCCGUCCCAGUACAAGCGCAAGCAUGUGCCCAACAUACUGGCCGAGAUUAACAAGCGCAUGAGCUUGCCCAGUUCACCAACCACGCCCACCACGCCCAAAAGCUUGCCCACAACGCCCACAUCUAAAUCACUGCUGCAGCUGGCGGACGCAAGCGGCGGCCUUCCGCUCCAGGCCGAAUUCGAUUGGUAUAAUCUGGACGCAGAGUAUGACAGAAGCAGCGAGGCGCCGAAGAUAUCGGCAGGCGAGUGCAUGCUGGCGGAGAUCAGUGAGGACGACAAUGAAUGCUUGGUUACGGCGGCGGAUGAAUACAAUCUGGACGAAGAGUUUCAGCUGCAGCCCGAGCAGGAGGAGCAGCAAAUGGAGGAAGUGGAGCAGGAGGAGGAGGAGGAGAAGCCCAUUAAACCAGAGCCCGCCAAGGCCAAACAGAUGAAAAAGAAUCUGGCCAGUUUCGAGAAAUUCAUCGAGGGCUCAGGCCUGAGCACCAAACCCUUGCCGAGCAAACGCAAGAUUUACUUCAAUGCGCCGUUCGUCUAGAUCGCCAGUUCCCUAGAUGUACUUAUCUUAGGUAUAUCCAACCGACACUAUAUUAUGUUUACAACGAAUUUAAGUUUAUUGUGUGCUUAGUUUUUUUUAUGUGUUCCGCCUUUUUGUUUAGUUUUUUAGGUUUGCAAAGUAUUAAAAUGUUUAGAGAAUUUUCACAUGAAUAAAAGCAAAUAUAAUAAAAAUAA
Messenger RNA from Drosophila virilis, 4124 nucleotides. RefSeq lists its product as uncharacterized. The record is from RefSeq and is a predicted model, not a curated record. Lineage: Eukaryota; Metazoa; Arthropoda; Insecta; Diptera; Drosophilidae.